AAUCUAGAGGAAGUUGACAAAGUGUGACAACAGCUCGGUACAACAUGUGGUGGAGAUUUUGCAGCUUGCUGGCCUGGUUCCCCUUACAAGAAGCCUUUCUGACUAACCACACAGAAACAGUCACCGUGGAGGAAGGCCAGACGCUCAUUCUGAAGUGUGUUGUUUCUCAGGGGAAGACCACCUCUCUGCAGUGGCUGGCCCCCUCAGGGUUCACCAUUUUUUUAAAUGAGCAUCCUGCUUUAAAAAAUCCCAAAUACCAGCUUCUUCAUCACUCCACCAAUCAGCUUUCCGUCAGCGUGCUGAAUGUCACCCAGGGAGAUGAAGGCGUGUACAAGUGUUUACAUUACAGCAACUCCGUGAGAACAAAGGAAGUAAAAGUGGUCGUGUUAGCAACACCGUCCAUACCAACCCUGGAAGCUUCAGUUAUCAGAACACAAGACGGAAAAGAACACGUUACCCUUAAGUGCUCCACCGUGAGAAGUAAGCCGCCUCCGCAGAUAACCUGGAUUAUAGGGAAUGACAUAGAACUCAAUGGUGAGACCCACCAUGAAUUUGAAACUGAUAGGAAGAAAUGUAACAGCAGCAGCAUCCUCAGAGUCCACAGAUACAGCAGAAACUCAACAGUGGACUGCGUGAUCCGACACAAAGGCCUACAAGGAGGAAAACUGGUAGCACCUUUCCGAUUUGAAGACUUGGUUACCGAUCACGAGCCGGCUUCAGAUGCCCCGGAGAAAAGCUCCCCGUCCUCGCAGGACCCUCAGCAGCCCGCUAGUACUGUUGCAGUAAUGGAAGAUUCCAGUAUAACAGAGAGUGACAAGGAAGAGAAAGAACAACCCGCUGAAGACCGUGCCUUGGCCACUGAAGCCAGUCUUCAGUACGUGGGGGUGAUGCGGAGGAAAAACGGCAUCCUGCUGCUCACCCUUGUGUCCUUCCUCAUCUUCAUACUCUUCAUCAUCGUCCAGCUCUUCAUAAUGAAGCUCCGGAAAGCGCACGUGGUGUGGAAGAGAGAAAACGAAAUCUCAGAACACACUCUAGAAAGUUACAGAUCAAGGUCAAAUAAUGAAGAAACAUCAUCCCAAGAGAAAAAGUGCCAAGGUUUCCACUCUAAGAGCUACAUGAACUACAUCACACAGUUGUACUCAGAAGCAAAAACAAAGAGGAAGGAAAAUGCACAAAAUUCAAAAUUGAAAGAAGAGCCCACUCAUAUACCAGAGACCAUUGUGUAGUGCUCCCUGCAAUAGAAAAUAUGAUUUUGGGGGGCGAGUGCAUCAUCACAGUGGAGCAGCCUAUGGGAAAGUGCAUAAUUACUGUCACAUGAAAAAUAGACUUUGAGUGUGAUGCAAGACAGUGUCUUCCUAUAGAGAUCUACUUCUGGGGUCAGAGCCGCGAAAUGAGGACUGGACCAUGGACACAAAAGCUUCAUAGUUUAAAAAAGAGAAAAGAGAAGAAAAGAAAAGAAGAGAAAAGAAAAGAGAAGAACCAUUACGCCUGACACUACUUCAGAGCAGGAACAUUCUCCAAAGCCUUGGAGAUCAGGGACACCCUACCCUGAAGGGAGGAGGAGCCCUGGUUGAGAAUCACACAUUUCAUUUUAGUCUGUUUCAGUUUGGAACUGUUCCUCAGUCUUUCCUGCACAUUCAGGACAUUGGGAUAGCCUUGAAGAUUGCAACCUAGUGAUUCUGUCAACUCUCCCACAGUUGGCCUUUGUCUGAUCGUUUCUUCGGGAUUAGAUUCAGGUUACAAAACUCUGACGGGACUGUCACAGAACUGAUGUUUUGGUUACCCCUUUGGGUUUUACUUUCCCCUUCACUGAUGUUCACUUUGAUCCCUUGAUUAAGGGGCUGUCUGCCAGUCUUCCCCACUGCGAAGUUCCUCUUUCCUCCUGUAUAAGCUGGUAUUUUGUGCAGAGAUGCUUUAAAAACACGCAGAUCUCCUGUUCCUCAUCAAACUUCCAAGUUACUCCUUUAUUUCUAUCUGUAUGGACUCACAGUUUCCUGUUAUUCAAUGAGUUACAAUCUGUUACUGUGUCAGCUCACUCACUUGGUUAUAAUCUGUUACUAAUCUCUUGUUAAUG
This is a messenger RNA of Mustela erminea (ermine), 2074 nucleotides long. It is a transcript of the gene CRTAM, whose product is annotated as cytotoxic and regulatory T cell molecule. The transcript has 10 exons. Bases 45 to 1226 code for a protein of 393 amino acids. Gene Ontology annotation, cellular component: plasma membrane. NCBI's taxonomy places the organism in Eukaryota, Metazoa, Chordata, Mammalia, Carnivora, Mustelidae. Gene Ontology annotation, biological process: cell recognition; positive regulation of natural killer cell mediated cytotoxicity directed against tumor cell target; detection of tumor cell. The record is from RefSeq and is a predicted model, not a curated record. Gene Ontology annotation, molecular function: signaling receptor binding.